GCUCUGAAGCAAAGUUAUUACAGCAUACCAACAUUUCUGAAGAACACAGUCAGAGCAGUGCAACAGACUGUAAAUUAGACAGUGAAAAGAAAGACAGCAAGAAAAUAGUUUAAGGAGGAAGAAAGGAAACUGUGUUAGAGAGAGGGAGAGAGAGAGCAAGGGGGAAAAGAGAGAGAGAGAGAGUGGGGGUUCUAAUCAUUGGCCUCAUGUUGCAUUAGCUCAUUUGACACAACAGAAGUGUUGGCGGAAGAAUGUUAUUUCCCACAGGCCAGCUGGCCAUGAACACAGGGAUAUGGAUGUCCCCUAAGCGUGGAUACCGCUCUUGUUUGCUCCCUAUCAUUCUUUAUCUUCUUCAGCUUUUCAGCACCGGGGCAUCUUGGCAAAAUGUUUUUAGGUUUCAGGAGGAUAAGUGCCCAGGCCGACAGUGGAACGCCAUGUGCCGUACCUGCUGCGAGUAUGAGCAGAUUGCAUGUAAGUGCCCAUCUCAGGGAACGAAAGUGGGUUACACUGUACCAUGCUGUCGAAAUGCUCUGGAUGAGUGUGACCCCUGCAUCCUACACCAAGGCUGCAGCAUUUUUGACAACUGCAAGAGCUGCAAUAAUGGCACCUGGCAGGCCAAGGACGAUUUCUAUAUUAGAGGGCAGUACUGCACAGCGUGUCGUCGAGGGUGGUCUGGUGGAGAUUGCCUUACAUGUGGAGAAGUUAUACAUAGACCACAUGGCCAUGUAACAAUGGAGAGUUAUCCAAUCAAUGCAAAGUGUGAAUGGACUCUACAAGUUAACCAAGGAGCAACGAUUGAACUCAGGUUUUCAAUGAUCAGCAUGGAAUCUGACCAUAGCUGUAGCUAUGACUACGUGGAGGUGCGAGACGGAGACAAUCCAAAGUCACCUGUGAUAGGCAGAUACUGCGGGGACAAAAGCCCUCCACCCAUCAGAAGCUCUGGAAGCUCUCUACAUAUUCGCUUUGUGUCCGACGGCUACAAUAACUUUGAUGGCUUUUUUGCUACUUUUCAGGAAGUAUCAGGCCAAACACCACCUCUGUGUGUAACACCAAAGAAACCAGCGAACGGAGAUCUCUUCCUCCGGUACAAAGAAGGAGACAUUGUCAGUUCAGUGCAGUAUAUUUGCUAUAAACCCUUCAAGCUCAAGGGAUCAUCUCGGAGGGAGUGCAUGCCCAGUGGCACAUGGAGUGGAACUGCUCCUGUAUGCAUAAAAGAAUUGAUCAUAAAAGACUGUCCAACUGUACCGCAACUCCACAAUGGAUACUUCACAGAAUUUACAAGCUCUGAUGGCAAAAUUAAACAUGUGAAAUUUCAUUGCAACAAUACCUACAUUCUCAGUGGCGAUUCAAAAAGAACAUGCCAGACGAAUGGGACCUGGAGUGGCAGUCAGCCCCUGUGUGUCAGAGCUUGUAAGGAACCUAAAGUUUCAAAACUUGUGCGGCAGAGGGUUGUAAAAUACCAACUUCUUUCCAGGAAAACCCCGGUCCACAAGUUAUACUCCGCAUCAGCACAGGAAGGGACAGAAGCAGGCUUGCAAGAGAAAGAGCCCACUGUCAUCCUAGACUUGCCACCAACCUUUCAUAAUCUCUAUAGCAGUAUAGAUUAUGAGUGUGUCUCAAAACUUUACAAGCAUUCUGGUAGUGCUCGCCGCACGUGUCUUAAGUCUGGCAAGUGGAGCGGUCGGCAUUUUUCUUGUUCACCAGUAUGUGGUAAAUUAUCACUUGCCAGUCCCCAAAAUUUAACAGAGAUUUACUGGCCGUGGCAUGCUGCCAUAUAUACUCGCCUACACCAUGUCAGUCAUCUUAUAGGAAGGACCAAACGGCGGGGUGACACAUUUGCCAUAGAUGAGGAUGAGGAGCAAGAGCAGGUAAAGGAGGACCAGCAAUGGCAGCUUGUCUGUAGUGGAGCUCUGGUGAACCAGCACUGGGUCGUGGUGGCUGCCCACUGUGUUUCGGAGCCUGGACGGACAGAACAUCUCAGUAUAGAUGAUCUAAGUGUAGUCAUGGGAAAACAUGACCUCAAAGAGAGCAAGACACUACAGCACAUACAGAUCUCCCAGAUCUUGAUCCAUCCAAACUACGAUCCACAUCUCUUAGACUCCGACCUGGCCUUAUUAAAGCUGGUGGACAAAGCUCGAGUCAGUGAAUACGUGUCUCCUGUUUGCUUGCCACAUCUGCAGGGUGGGGAGGUCACCACAAAACAGGCCUUCCUCACUGGCUGGCCCAUAACAGGCCAACACAGGUCAGAAUCAAACGCGGACUUGGACGUAGCUCGGACUGGGCUGAUAGAAUUUGGCGAUGUGGUAAAAUGCGAAAAACAGUACAGCAAACACGGGGUCACAAUCAGUAUUACUGAUAACAUGCUAUGCGGACGGCAACAUCCACUCAGUCCUUCCACAAUCUGCCCUUCUGAAACUGGAGGAAUCAUCAUUGCACCCUCUGCUGAUACCCAGCUUAAUUUAGAACUGCAGCCUCUUUAUCCCAGGAGAGCAGGGGAAAAUCAUUCCCAUCACGAUUGGGAACUGCUCGGGCUAGUGAGCUUCGGGUAUGAUAUACAGGGAUGUGAUUCAAGUUUGUUUACUGUCUACACACGAGUAGCCAACUUUAAGACUUGGAUUGAGAAGAACAUUACAUAGAGCUUUAUAUCAAACAGAGAUUUUAUAUCCUUGUUCCAGAUCAUGGAGAUGAUACAGUUUUCAUGUGAUGUUUUUCAUCUAUAUGACAGGAUUGAUUUAUUAUUAAGCAAUAUUAGGGCGUAUCAAAUGGCACAUAGCACAAUACAACAAACAAAUCAAUGAUAAAGUGUGAAACCUGAGAUUUCCCAACUAGUUUAUGCCCACGCGUGCAUGUGAGGAUAUGUUUGUGCAUGGUCAGAUACAGAGGUAACGUUCCAUAUUAAUUCAGUCACAAGGUUUGCAGGCCUUAGCUUGCCAUUCGCCUUUCUUUAAGUCUCACUUCCCAUUGCACUUAUUUUUUACACAAUCAAUAUACUUUUGUCUUUUGUGCAGACAUGUAAUCCGAGAUAAAAACAUUUUUUAUGAUUUUGGGGAAUACAAUGUGAUAUGCAGCAUUUUAUUAAACAAAUUGUCGAGUUUGUAGCCCACAUGGACCAACCACGUGUAAGGCCAAAAGUUUGAUAGCUCAUAGUUUCUCAGAUAGCAAUCGACUCCGGGGUCGAUUGCUAUCUGGGUUGUUUCUUGCAACAACCAAUUGUA
Molecule: messenger RNA, 3215 nt
Organism: Paramisgurnus dabryanus
Lineage: Eukaryota; Metazoa; Chordata; Actinopteri; Cypriniformes; Cobitidae
Gene: pamr1a
Product: peptidase domain containing associated with muscle regeneration 1a
Biological process (GO): proteolysis
Molecular function (GO): serine-type endopeptidase activity
Source: RefSeq, a predicted model, not a curated record